Ochlerotatus camptorhynchus is the source of this 484-nucleotide messenger RNA. It is a transcript of the gene SLIRP1, whose product is annotated as SRA stem-loop interacting RNA binding protein 1. The coding region runs from base 128 to 394 and encodes 88 amino acids. The transcript is spliced from 2 exons. Gene Ontology annotation, molecular function: RNA binding. The record is from RefSeq and is a predicted model, not a curated record. Lineage: Eukaryota; Metazoa; Arthropoda; Insecta; Diptera; Culicidae.
GUCGAUUUUUCUUCUCGGCCGCCCAUAAACAAACCGAAUGUGAUCGCGUGCGUUUGCAGUUUUCGAAAGUUUUUUUUCCACUCGUACAAGUUUACGAUUCUUUGUGCCAACUGUGCAUAAUCUGGUCAUGGCCUCAGGAGCUGCUGCCGCAUCGCGUUCGCUGAAAAUCUUCGUCGGAAACAUCCCCUGGACGGUAGGCCACCGGGAGUUGCGUAAUUACUUUGCUCAGUUUGGUAAAGUUUCCUGGGCCCAGGUUAUCUUCGACCGUCGGACCGGCGUCUCCAAGGGGUUCGGUUUCGUAGCGUUCCAGAAGCGAACGGCGCUGGAGAAUUUGGAGAAGAAACAGAAGCAUGUGCUAGAGCAGUCACCCAUCUUCUACCAGCAGUCGGAUUAAUGUGUCGUGCGGAUGUAAGAAGUUUAGAUUUAAAAGUUGUAGUUUGUUAGUUUUGUGAGACGAAGGGAGAAAUCUAGGGUUUUAAGAUGU